GAUAGUCGUGUGCAAGUCCUGUGAUGUAUAUAAAUAGUAUGUUUUGUAAUAUGAUUUCACAGUUGUCGGUUUAGACUAAAGAGUCAUUAAAUCUAAGAGGGGGUCUGUCUGCCAUAGAGGAUCAUGCCGGUUUUUUUUUCUGGUGCUCAUUUGCUGAAGUUCAAAUGGUACAUCCAGACAUUCAACAUGUACGCUAUGGAAACUAACGCACCGACAACAACGUCUUAUUGUUGUGAACAUCAGGAAGUGCAGGGACAGCUUGGAUAGUUACCAUGGAGAAGUAGCAUCAGAAGGCAGUGUUGGGAGGCUGUGAGCCAUGGAGGACCAGAACCAUCUUACAGUGCCAUUAGCUGACCAUCACGUGUCAGAUAAAGGUCGAAGGGGCAAGAUGUAUGGUAUGUUGCUGGAGAGUGUCCAGUACUACAUAAAGACUGACCAUGGGGAGGACAUUUGGCGGGCAGUACUGGAACAUGUUGGACUGAAGAAUGCAGUUUUUACAACUCACGUUGUCUAUCCGGACCAUGUCAUGCUAGAUCUUUCCAAAGCUUGUAGUGUACUUGUGGGUGAUCGCACACCAGAGGAAUACCUGCAGUAUUUUGGUCAGUGUUUCGUCAAAUUCUUCAGCCAUUACGGCUACGACAAAAUUGUGCGGAUAUCAGGGCGGCACUAUCGUGACUUUUUAAAGGAAAUAGACAACUUGCAUGAAAAUAUGAGAUUCAGCUUCCCUCAUAUGCACAGUCCAUCUUUUAAUGUGAGUAAAGAGGAUGGAGAUGGGUGUGUAUUGGUGUAUCGGUCCAGACGCCAGGGAUUUAUGCAGUAUGUUGUUGGCCAAUUGUGUGAAUGUGCCUCAAUGUUUUACGGCAUUGAUGUUACUGUCAGUAAAAUCACCCAGAAAACAAUUGAUGCUGGCUAUUGCACAAAGUUUCGUCUCAAUUUCAUAAACAGUGCCUUUAGGGAGAAAGUGGGAGCCAUGUCCCAACUAUCUCCUUCCCAAUUCUCUACCUUGUCUGCCAACACGUUAUUUAAGAUAUUUCCAUUUUGUAUCGUAUUUGAUGAUAGCCUUAUCAUAAGACACACAGGAGCCAGUUUACCAAUGCUGUUAGAGACGGACAGUUUGGUUGGCUCAGAGUUACUGACCAGAUUACUGAUACGAAGGCCACUAAUAGACUGCACUUGGAGCAAUGUGAAGAGGCUACAGCGAGUGACAUUUGAGUUCCAGUAUCGGAGCCCUGUGCAUCGUCUCUCCAAUGCGAGUGGAGGGUCAGGAGUGAAGCCACAGGCCAGCAAAGUGUUGUUACGAGGACAAGUCAAGUUCAUGGAGGACUGGAACAUGAUGGUGUUUCUGUGUGCUCCCCUUGUAAGUGGCCUAACAGACUUGGAGAAGAUGGGACUCUACAUCAGCGAUCUCAACAUGUACGACAAUAGUCGACAGAUGGUUAUGACGGGUUGGCAACACUCUUCAGUACUCGAGUAUUCUAUAGAACAGCAAGUGAAACAGAGUGACAAGAUCUCAGGAACAAUGCAAAAGUUGGACGAGUGGCAACAGAAAAGCAACAUGUUGUUGUACAAUAUGAUACCGGAGAGCAUCGCCCAGGACCUCAAAGCUGGGGUCGACCCUAUCAAGACUUGUCAGGUAUUUGAGGAUGUGACGAUCCUGUUCAGUUACCUGGUGGAUUUCACCUUGAUCUGUACCCGGGGAACACCAAUGCAAAUUGUCCAAUGCGUCAACAACAUUUUCACUGUGUUUGACAGUGUUGUAGACAAACAUAGCUGCUUCAAGGUUGAAACUUUAGGAGAUGCAGUUUAUAUGGUUGCUGGUGGUGUACCAGACAGACAUCCCAAUCACGCCCACCAGGUGGCAGGCCUUGCUUUAGAUUUGCUCAGACUUUCAAAAGAGCUCAAAGACCCUACGACAGGAAAAUGUCUCCAGUUUCGGUUAGGCAUGCACUCUGGUGGUGUAGUAGGUGGGGUCAUAGGUCGCCGGAUGCCCCAGUAUUGCCUUUUUGGGGACACAGUCAACACAGCCUCGCGUAUGCAAUCCCAUGGCAAGCCAGGAAAAAUACAUGUCAGUGAACAGAGUUACGGGCACCUGGAAAAGAGCAACUUCAAACUGGUCUCCAGGGGUACUAUCGCUGUUAAGGGUAAAGGAACAAUGCAGACAUAUUGGCUAAUGGAAGGAGGUGAUAGUGUGGAUACCAGUAAUAUUAACUGAUAGUACUAGGAAGUGGUGUUGACAGUGUCCAGUGAUGGUGACAUGUUACAUCAGUGUCCAGUGAUGGUGACAUGUUACAACAGUGUCCAGUAAUGGUGACAUGUUACAUCAGUGUCCAGUGAUGGUGACAUGUUACAACAGUGUCCAGUGAUGGUGACAUGUUACAACAGUGUCCAGUAAUGGUGUCAUGUUACAACAGUGUCCAGUAAUGGUGACAUGUUACAACAGUGUCCAGUGAUGGUGACAUGUUACAGCAGUGUCCAGUAAUGGUGACAUGUUACAACAGUGUCCAGUGAUGGUGACAUGUUACAACAGUGUCCAGUGAUGGUGACAUGUUACAACAGUGUCCAGUGAUGGUGACAUGUUACAACAGUGUCCAGUGAUGGUGACAUGUUACAACAGUGUCCAGUGAUGGUGACAUGUUACAACAGUGUCCAGUGAUGGUGACAUGUUACAACAGUGUCCAGUGAUGGUGACAUGUUACAACAGUGUCCAGUGAUGGUGACAUGUUACAACAGUGUCCAGUGAUGGUGACAUGUUACAGCAGUGUCCAGUGAUGGUGACAUGUUACAACAGUGUCCAGUGAUGGUGACAUGUUACAGCAGUGUCCAGUGAUGGUGACAUGUUACAACAGUGUCCAGUGAUGGUGACAUGUUACAACGGUGUCCAGUGAUGGUGACAUGUUACAGCAGUGUCCAGUGAUGGUGACAUGUAACAACAGUGUCCAGUGAUGGUGACAUGUUACAGCAGUGUCCAGUGAUGGUGACAUGUUACAACAGUGUCCAGUGAUGGUGACAUGUUACAACGGUGUCCAGUGAUGGUGACAUGUUACAACGGUGUCCAGUGAUGGUGACAUGUUACAACAGUGUCCAGAGAUGGUGACAUGUUACAACAGUGUCCAGUGAUGGUGACAUGUUACAUCAGUGUCCAGUGAUGGUGACAUGUUACAAUAUUGUGGGAGAGAAAGGUCCCAAAACUUGUGAUGGUUGAUUAUCAUGUUUAUAAACAUUAGUAAGUUAAUAUUCAAAUUGUAAAAGACAGUUGCUAAACUUUGUGUCUUUAUCAUAUUAUUUAAAAACUACAUACCUCCAUAAUGAUUGAAUUUGGUAAAUUUUGCUGUCUGCCCCCCUAGAAUAUGUCAUAGCAAAAUCGAAGCAUAAGUGUGCACCACCUUAUGGAUGAGAUGGGAAGACUAGUUUGAACAGUUAGCAUGCAGAAAUGAAAGCCUCCGCAUGUGACAAACAAAAAUUCUUUUCAUCCAAUGAACACUGGCAUGACAAUGUUUAAGUAUGUCAAAUAUUUAUUUGUUUGUUGCAUGCAGAGGCUUUCAUAAAAUGAAGAGUGUUUAGUUCAUUCCCUUCAAAUUGGCAAAUUUUCGACCAAAUAGCGCACAAUAGAUGAUAUUCACGCAUUUUAUUAUGAAAAUGCGGGUUUAUGCCUCUCCUCUUAAUGCUAUAAUCUCCUAAACCAGUUGUCGAAUGAAUUUGAAAUGUCAUAUUAGCGUAUUUCAUUUAUUCCAGAUUACGAAUAUAACAACAAAUUCUAAAUCACUGAUGAGGCCAGAAAUGGCCCUUUACGCCCCUAGUCCUUUAUUGGCUUUGAAGUCAGGUGUCGCUCCAUUGUAAUCUUCAAAGGACUAGUGUCAGCCUGGUGAUUGGUCAGUUU
Messenger RNA from Mizuhopecten yessoensis (Yesso scallop), 3877 nucleotides. Its product is annotated as soluble guanylate cyclase 88E-like. The transcript has 11 exons. Gene Ontology annotation, cellular component: guanylate cyclase complex, soluble. The record is from RefSeq and is a predicted model, not a curated record. Gene Ontology annotation, molecular function: oxygen sensor activity; guanylate cyclase activity; heme binding. Gene Ontology annotation, biological process: response to oxygen levels; nitric oxide-cGMP-mediated signaling; cGMP biosynthetic process. The coding region runs from base 317 to 2212 and encodes 631 amino acids. Lineage: Eukaryota; Metazoa; Mollusca; Bivalvia; Pectinida; Pectinidae.